Molecule: messenger RNA, 2658 nt
Organism: Ogataea haglerorum
Lineage: Eukaryota; Fungi; Ascomycota; Pichiomycetes; Pichiales; Pichiaceae
Exons: 1
Coding region: 1-2658 (885 amino acids)
Biological process (GO): mitotic spindle organization; regulation of mitotic cell cycle
Cellular component (GO): mitotic spindle
Molecular function (GO): protein binding
Source: RefSeq, a predicted model, not a curated record
AUGAGCGAGCUCAGCAUAGAAAAAAUCUACGGUACGUCGUCGGAGACGCCCGCCCAAUUUGUUGCGCAGGACGACUAUAUUGCGUACACGGCCAGCGGCGGCGUUGUGGUGUGCCAGGUCGACAAAGAGCUGAAGGUACAGUGGCAGAAGUUCUUUUGUGCCAAUAAUGCGCCGGUGACACCAAAGUCAACCAAACUCGAUGAGUACGGGUUUCCGCUUGGCGGGGAUCCAGAGGUAGUUUCCCGUGAUGGCCCCCUGACCGCUGAGGAGCCAAGAGAUAAUGUGUACGAGUCUCCUAGCCUUCGAAAUCUCAAGAUCCGCAAGUCCGAUGACGCCUGCUCGUCCCCCCUGGCCAACAAAGUGAGGUCUAUAAACUGCAUUGCCGUUUCUCCCGACAAAAGGCUGCUUGCUGUGGGAGAGGUCGGCUACCAACCGCGGAUCCUGGUGUAUUCGCUUGCAAGAAACUGCUCGUGUCGCCCAGUGUACAUCAUCCAGGAACACCAGUUUGGAAUCAACUCGCUUUGUUUCUCCACCGACUCGAAAAAGCUGUGUUCUCUGGGACUGGUGAAUGACGGGUUUCUGAUAGUGUGGAAAUUCACCAAUAAGCACUUUGUGUUCAGGGGAAGUAACAAGUGCUCCUCGAUAGUCAACAAGUUGUUCUGGCACGACGACCACAUCAUCACCGUUGGACUGCGCCACAUCAAGGUCUGGAGAGAGGAUGCAGCCCGGGCGGGUACAAUUCUGAAGGGAAGAAAUGUGCUGCUUAAAAACUUCCUCAACUCGAAUUUCAUUGACAUUGACUGUCUCAACUUCUCGGAGCUCAUAGUGAUGUCUGAUCAGGGCGAUCUGGGCAUCAUGAACUUGGAGGACGAGUCCAUUGUUCUCCGCAAAAUAUACCAACUGCCAUCCGAUACCAACCAGUUCAAAAUCGACCAUAUCCAUGAGAACGUGAUAAUAGGCGGCAAGGAGCUCAACAUUAUACCUUUGAACGAGGUUUUCACCGCUCCAAUUAACGAUACCAUCCGUCCAACUCCAAGUUCGCCAACGAAGAUCGUCAAACGAUCGGGAAUUAUGGCAAUGCAGCCGUUGUUCGAAUCUGAGACCCUGGUAUAUCUGCAAGACGAGCAGAUUCUUUACGUGGACCUGUUGGAAACAGGAAGCCCAAAAGUCCUCAUUAGCUCGCUAGCCUCAAAUCUGAACGGAUUGAAGCGCUGUUUCAAUGGGGAAGUUAUUCUUUGGACCAAAGAUGGUAUAGUGAAACGUUUGGAAAAUAGAGAGUUCACCUUGCUUCAUUCUAUCACUUUGCCUCCUGGAGAUUUGCUUGAUAAUGCGCUGAGCGCUUUAGAUUGCAGCGGCCAGGAUCUCGUGUUAGGUGAUCGGUUUGGCACCCUGGUUUUCCUGCAAAAGAGGGAAGACUUCAUUAAAGGAUACAGAGAAUCAAAAAGGGUGCGAGCUCAUGAGUCCAGCAUCAAUGACAUUGUAUUGUUCACGGUUGAGAAGUAUGCAUUUGCUGCAUCUUGUUCCCGCGACAGAACCAUUCAGUUAUUCAUGAAGAAAGGGUCAGAGAGCUGGGCGCUGCUCCAAACCCUGACUGUUCACAAGGGAAAUGUUAUUAAGAUGCUAUUUACAAGAAAAAUGCUUAUUGCAUUGUCUUCUGACCGCACCCUCUCUGUCCACAAGCUUGAGAUCAAGGAAGAGGGCCCUGUUCUUGUUCAGGAGAAAAUCAUCUCUAUCAAAAAUUCCGCCAUGACGUUUGGUGUCACCCCUGAGGAGCUUGUUGUCGCAACAAAUGACAAAAACAUACUCAUUUACAGCCUGACCACAUUUGAAUACGUCAGGUCCAUGAAACUGUUCACCAAGAAUUUCGACCCACUUCAGGUAGACAACUUCGAGAUUCACGACGGCCUGAUGAUCACCUCGUCUCCUGAUAAAUGUAUUCGUCUAUUCCAAUUCAAAGAUGGAAGAUUGCUGAGCUCCCAAUGGGGCCAUUCCGAGACCAUCAUCGGUCUGCUAUUUGACAGCGACUCGAAAACUAUUAUGACUGCAAGCCACGACGGGUGCAUGUUCAGCUGGACGCUCGGCAGUGGCGUCGGAUCUGACUCGCUUUUCUCGUCGCCACUCACAUCCAGCAACACUCAAGAUCUGGUGUCGCCGGCUAAGGUUGUGAGGAAGAUUAUUUCCAGACCGGAACUCACCCCGAUGAAACCCAGCAUCCAAAACAAGCCGUCAAAGUCUCCUUCCACAAUGCUCCCUGCUGCCAAGCUGUCAGCCCACGACUCGCCAACUUUCACCCGCACCCCCUCUACGUGCUCCGCUAAACAAGCUCGCUCCGUCUCCUCGCGAUCAGACGUCUCGCCCACUACCAACGUCCGCUCUCGUCUGGCCGGGAUGAAGCUGGACAAGCCUAAGCCCGAGUCCGCAACAGACAUAGCUGAGAAGAUCGUGAUGGAUUUGCGCAGGCUGCAGUCGAGACUCCUUGAUGACGGCGAGAUCGACCCUUCUUUAGCCGACCGUCUGCGCGGGCAGAUGAACAAAACCACCAAACUGCUUCCUGGCCAUGACGAAAAUCUCCUGGACGAGUACGGCACAGCGUUAGUCAGCAAGUUGGUAGAUGCUCUUCGGAAGGAGCGCGACAAGGAGAACUUGGAGAAUGUAUAG